This is a messenger RNA of Suncus etruscus (white-toothed pygmy shrew), 589 nucleotides long. RefSeq names its product ubiquitin-conjugating enzyme E2 variant 2-like. The coding region runs from base 10 to 444 and encodes 144 amino acids. The transcript has a single exon. Gene Ontology annotation, biological process: DNA damage tolerance; protein K63-linked ubiquitination. NCBI's taxonomy places the organism in Eukaryota, Metazoa, Chordata, Mammalia, Eulipotyphla, Soricidae. Gene Ontology annotation, cellular component: nucleus. The record is from RefSeq and is a predicted model, not a curated record.
CAGGCAAAGAUGGCGGUCUCCACAGGAGUUAAGGUUCCUCGUAAUUUUCGCUUGUUGGAAGAACUUGAAGAAGGACAAAAAGGAGUAGGCGAUGGUACAGUUAGCUGGGGCCUUGAAGACGAUGAAGAUAUGGCACUUACAAGGUGGACAGGCAUGAUUAUUGGGCCACCAAGGACAAAUUAUGAAAACAGAAUAAAAAUGAAAGUAGAAUGUGGACCUAAAUACCCAGAAGCUCCUCCAUCAGUUAGAUUUGUAACCAAAAUUAAUAUGAAUGGAAUAAAUCAUUCCAGUGGAAUGGUCGAUCCACGAAGCAUACCAGUGUUAGCAAAAUGGCAAAAUUCAUAUAGCAUUAAAGUUGUACUUCAAGAGCUAAGACGUCUAAUGAUGUCCAAAGAAAAUAUGAAGCUUCCACAGCCACCAGAAGGACAAACAUACAAUAAUUAAUUUUAAUGAAUCUCAAACUUGUCUUAAAUCAACAACCUUCUACUCAUGUUAAUGUCUCGAUUAAAUAUCACAAUGCAAAAUACCUACAUAUUAAGUAAAAGAAUUCCAGCUGGCAAAACAUGACCUGGACAUUUAUAAGGAUAUA